Cucurbitaria berberidis CBS 394.84 is the source of this 614-nucleotide messenger RNA. RefSeq lists its product as uncharacterized. Bases 120 to 443 code for a protein of 107 amino acids. The transcript is spliced from 2 exons. Lineage: Eukaryota; Fungi; Ascomycota; Dothideomycetes; Pleosporales; Cucurbitariaceae. The record is from RefSeq and is a predicted model, not a curated record.
CGACCAAACGUGCUCUCAUCCCCCUCUUUUUUCCCUUCUACUGGAGCUGCGCAAAUAUACAAGUGACACGCACACUUACUCUUACGCUUCUUAGCCUCCGUACAUACAGCGACUCCGCCAUGGCCGACGAGAAUUUCGACGAGGACAUCUUUGACGAUCUCUACGAUGAGGAGCCAGCGUCAAAGCCUGCAGCAGCACCCGUAGCAGCACCCGCACGAGCCGAGCCUGAACAGGUGCCGGUAGAGCAAGUGAACACACAGAUUCCGGACAGUGCGCAGAAUGGCGGCCAGGAUGCUGUACCCACAUGGCAAGACUCGACUGCUAGAGGCGGCGACUCGAACAUGGAUCAUUCGGGCUACAACGCUGGUGGUAACCAGUCGUACGACAAUAAUCACAUGGAGGAGGACAACUACGGGCCGAUCAACGUAAAGGAGGACGGGUAAGUCUUGCAAUGCUUGAUGUACAAUUUCAUUUCAGAGGCGCAUCACCAGGUAAGAAGGCAAGCGAAACAGCAUUUGCGCGACCGCCGAAAAAUAUGCCGCUAUUAGAAGACGCAAGGAUUGCUCAAGCCACCGACUGCGUGAGACAGCGUGGCAGAGCUGUAGUAUGAGCUC